Molecule: messenger RNA, 3134 nt
Organism: Ciona intestinalis (vase tunicate)
Lineage: Eukaryota; Metazoa; Chordata; Ascidiacea; Phlebobranchia; Cionidae
Source: RefSeq, a predicted model, not a curated record
AUAGAAAAAACUUUGUUUUCCUCUAUGACGCAAUUUCUACCUCGAAAACGUAAGUUAUUUUCUGCCGUAGGCUUGUGCCGGAAAUCACGAGUUAACAAGAUCAACUUAUCAUUGCUGUUUCAUGACUCCAGAAAUGCUUUACCUAGACCACAACAGAUUAAUGGCUUGCGAUCAAAAUUAUAACUGCUCCGACAGAGGAAAUUGUGAAAAUGGGAUAUGUGUAUGCCAAGUGCAAUUUGCAGGUGAAAACUGCACCCAAGUAAAUAUUGGAUAUGCAGCUGCAUUUGGAAGUAUUUUCUCCGUUCUUGCGCUUGUCAGUAUUGCGCAGUUGGUUAUAUGCAUCUACACAGAGUAUAGAAGACUCAAACAUCCAACUUUCAGAUCUGUUUUCCGCGUCACCACGCAAAAACUUCUUCAUGGAUUAGUAAUUGCUGCAUGCAUGACAAGGGUCCUGUUUUUCUCAUUGCAGGGUGUGAUUCCAGAAGAAUGGAUUCCACCCAUGGAGAGUGCUUACCACCCAUUCCUAAUUACUGGGCUGUCAUUAGUGGUCUGCUACUGGAGUGAGGCUUUUUUCAUUGAAACUGCGAGCAUGGAGGCGUCACGUCGCGCACAGUUUCUUUCUAAAUCCCUCGCGGCAUUUUCGGUGUUUAAUGUUUCACUUUACAUUCUCCUUAUCGGUUACUUCGUUGCCACGGGCAUUGGUUGUUACUCAGGACAUAAUCAUGGUGUAUGGAUACAUGGGGCCUUCCAAGCUUCGUUUGCGAUUCUUCUCUUUGCUGUGUAUGUUAUUUUCCUUGCUAUAGGAGUGGAAAUAUUUUUCAAGGUUAAAGGUGCCUUCACCCUCUCCAACAAUGAAGGUCAAUCGAGUUCUUCAGAUGAAUCUGUCAAUCACCGUGAAGUGUUCAAGUCACGCCUUGCAUUAGUAUUCCAGGCUCUACUUACAUUACUCACUGUAUUGUGCGUUGUAUUUGAUGCAGUUGGUAACUUAUGGAAAUAUAAAGUGAAUCCAAGCACCCGUAGUGCACAUGAAGUGAUUUACAGAAUUGCGGAGGUGGGAGCUGUGUUAUGGUUUCCAUGUGUGUUAUGGAACACAGCGACCCCUGAGAAAUUGUGGUUCCUUAACCCAAGGUGCUUGCUUCAGUUACGCAGUGAUGCCGCUGAACAACUCCUAUCAACCCCAACCACAAGCCAGAAAUCUUACAACACUUUCCAGCAGCAAGAGGACAUCACAAUACCAGAAAACAAGGAAAAAAUCACAGGUGAAUGUUGGAUUUGCUAUGAUCCAGACAAUGUGAAUGGUGGAGAUUUUAUUCGACCUUGUUUAUGUAAAGGUGGAAUGGCUGUAGUUCACCAUCAUUGUUUGCGCAAGUGGUUACUUCAACAUCCUAACAUUGAAGAAUCUUGCUGCAAAGUUUGCAAACACAGAUACUCAAUUGAACAACAGAGACUCCGUUUCUUCUCACUGAUUAUGAAAUCAAAACGCACCUCAAUGAUUAUCCCAGCUAUCAUAGUCGCUGUGGCCGCACCAUGCGUAUGCGUUGUUCUAUUCCUACUUUCCAACCCCAUCCAAACUUACUUGAAAGUUCUGGUUCUUGGUUCUACUAUUCUGCUGGAGCUUGCAGCAUUCAAGGUGGUGGGCCUGAAUUUUACCAAGCUUUACCAAGUAACUCGAGAAUCUGCUCUUCGUAUUCUUAACUACAAGACUGAAGAAAUCUCCGAUGUGCAAUUUGACUAUGAUGUCAUAGACGAUACUGUGAUGUCCCAACAUGAAUCAAUUGUGCCAAGCACCACUGAUACUCGAGUGUUAGUACAUGUAACAUAGAAGAACUGAUGUGCAUGGUGUUAUAUACAUAUGUUUUUAUUAUUUGUUACAUAAAUCAUUCUAAAGUUAAAUCAAAGCAGUGUUUUCAGCAAAAAUUGUGUUUUUAGCUCUGCUUAGUUUGUUUUGUAUACUCCUUUUGAUCAGACAAUAAGUUGUGUAGCAUUUGGGUGUCUUUUUCUGUUACUUAGUUUGUUAUGUAGUGAACACUCCAAUAUUUUUCUGCUUAAUAUCCAUGGCAAAAUGUUAGUUUGGUUUUGUUUUUGCCGCCAAUGCCCAUUCUAUUCUAUCUGUUCCUAGCAAACUGCAUAUUCAUUGAUAAAUUUGAACACUCGCUUUAUGUGUUUGGUUUCAUGAUUUUUCCUUGUUUAAAAACAACUCUGCAUUGUAACAAAUUUAGAGCAGGGUUUGCCUACUAUAUACUUUUAAAUUUGAUUAGCUGUUUAAUGAAGUUUAUAGUCCAAAAACUUAUUCUUAGAGUUUUACUAUUUUUAGUAGUUUAUUCUUAGUAUGCACAACAAAAUGUUUUCAUACAUCUCCCAUUGCGAUUGUCUUACAAAUGUAAAUUUAACUCAUGUUAUCUCUCUUUUUGUGUUGCCCAAACAGAUUUUGGUAAAUAUGCUUUACAUUGAACCUAUAUGAAUAUAUGGUAGAUUUACCAGCACUGCUUUUUCUGUACCAACAUAUCAUACAACGGAUCAUAUAUAUCUUAUGCACUCACUAACAGUAUUUGAUUUUGUUUUUCUACUAUGUCAGAAUUCUAUACCAUAUGAUACCUCAACCUUAUAUGUCCUGUAUAUUGAACGCCGUGUCUGUAAAUUGGUCAAACUGUUAUGUUUCAUUAUUAGCUGUCAUGUUACAAUAGUAACAACAGCAUUUGUGAACAACUACACUUUAUUCUGUAUUUACUCGAACUGUUGUUUUUGUGUGGAUUGAAACUUUGCUUGUAAAGCGAAUUAUGUUAUUUUUUUUCUAAUCUGACAAUGUAAUGUCGUUCCCAUUCUAAUCUGCCGCUUUCAAUGCAAAAACAUGUUAACUGUAAUUAUCAUGAAUAAAUAAAUAAAUAACAAUUACAAUUGCGGUAGUGUAUUUGUCCUUUAAUUGUUUGUCUAAAAACAAAAACCAUGAUUUUAAUCUCUUUAAUUCAGGUAUUAGCGCAAUGCAUUCAAGCGUGACGGGGAGGAAACAAAAAUGCACGCAAUUCAUGUACGUCGGUGACGUAAUCUUAGAGGAAGUUUUCAACACAUGGGACUAUACAAAGAAAACGGGAAAAAUUUUCCGCUAGAGUCGGUAAUUAUUUAAAUUGAAAAAUACG